CAGAAUGAGCUGGAAAGGUACAGAAUCAGUGAGCUUAGAAGGCGGUUUUUUCAAGAAAACGGUAAGUUGUAAGCAAGUGUGCAUGGCAGUGUUCCCCUUUGAUCGAUGUUUUGCUCGACAGUUUGUCAGUCUCGUGAUUUAAUCCAUGCUCAUUUCUUAGGCUCAAAUUUGCAUGAGUUCUGUGAGCAAGACGUAAAAAGAGUUCGCGAUGACGAUCUUUGGCUUAGCCGGUUUUUACAGGCCCGAAGACAGGAAGUUAAUGACGCAUUACCGGCCUUGGUGAGUUAAAUUACAUCUCUCAGUAAGCUCACUGUAGCUCUUUGGAGAGAAAAAAUUAUAGGGUUAUCGGGAACAGGCUAUUCCCUGCAACCUCCAUCGGUUAUUUUUUUUUUCUUUCACCAGUCUCCCAUCAUAAAGCCACCUUCCCCACCAGCCCUCACCCUCCCCACCCCCCUCCAAAAGCCCCCCUCUCUUGAAAAAGGUCCUGUUUUAGGAGUGGGGUACCAACGGAAAAUAAUGGGUAAAAUUGAAGAGCAGAUCCCACAAAAAUCUGUCAGCUGUUUGUCUGUAGACUGUCAAGUGACUGUUGGCCGCUUGUCUGCCAAACAUCUGCCAUUUGUCAUUGGUCUUGUGUUGCCCGUCUGUCAGUUGUCUGUCGGCAGACUGUUGGUCAAGAGUCUACUGACAAACAGCCAAAAGAUUUUUGGCGCAGCCAUUCUUCAGAUUUACCAGAUGAUGGUAAUUUUGAAACUCUAAUUCUGUUUCAAAGCAAGACAAGUGAUUUUUCUUACCUACCCAAAAUUUGUCUGAAAUGACAGCCAUCUCUUCAGCCCAACCCCCAUCCCCAUAGUAUACUCUGACGACUACUAUUUAGUGGGACGGGUGCAGUGUUCGUGAUGGUUGAAACAGCCUCUGGUGCAGAUUUUGAUGUAUGUUAGUAGCAAAUAUGCUAUGACUAAUAUUUCCAAUGUAUAAAGGAGUCUGCAUUUGCUUCAAAACUGAGAGUCCUCCAUUUAAUCCAACAUUUCAAAACACAGAAUGAAACCCACCCUCUUUCAGUUAAAUAACAUCUGGGCCCAGUUGUUCGAACGCUGAUAAGCGCUUAACCCGGGGUUAAAUUUGACCCUUGUUCUUUUUCUUGUGUUCAAAAGCAUUUUCUCGGAUAAUUUUCUCUGUUAUUUUUGGAGCUUCCAAUCAUCAAAUUGUAGACAAAAAGAAUUAAAACUGAAAUGCUUUAUAAGCUUUCAAAUCUGAAUUCAAAUCUCGCACUAACCCUGGGUUACCUUAACCCAGCUUUGAACAACUCGGCCCUGCUCUCAAACAAGUACAUGACAUCUAACCAUGUAUGGUAUCUAGGCUAACACAUAGUUCCUGCUUUUACAAGGUUGAAUGUGUGAAGUGGAGAAAGUCAUUUGGAGUUAAUGGUAUGAUCAUAAAAAUUUAUCAACAAACAAAUAAUAAAUUAUUACCGCUAUUUCAUAAAAUGAUAUGAACAAAACUCACUCGCUAAAUUAACUUAACUAAGUUAAAGUAAGACUUUAUGACUUGUUAUUUUUGUCAAACAGAACUUACAGAAAGAUCUAUUGACCGUAGACUGUUUGAGGCAGGUUUCCUCUUUCCACAUAACCAAGAUAAAGAUGGCAACACUCUGGGUAACUCAUGUUAUUUUUAAUUUAAUGCUGCUAACUACUUUAUUUUAUUUUAUAUCAUAGGUCAUUAUAUUCUUUAUAUAAUAUAUUCUGUCAAUCGGUCUUUGAAUGAAUUUUUUUCCUUUAGUCAUCUUCACAGGCAAAUUGCACAAGAAAGACCCCCAGCAAUCCUCAGAAACAAAACGAUUUCUUGUUUUUCUCUUAGAAAAGCAUGUGAGUAUGAACCAAUGUGAUCAAGAGUUAUAUUAAACUAUAGUUUCUCCAAUCAUAUGAUUGUCAACUUUGGCUGUUUGAAAUAUUAGUUUUUAGAAGAGUAAUUUAAGGAAUGUCUGGAACAAACCCUGAGUGACUUCUAACAAAAAUGAAUAGAAAUAAUAUUAAUAAUCAGUGGCGAAUCCAGGGAAGGGGCUCCCCUUAUUUUUAGACCAAACUGAGGCCACAAAAUUUUUUCUGAGGGUCUGGAUCUGCCUCUGAUAAUAUUCUUACUUUUGCAGGCGAGAAUGUUUCCAGAACGGAAAAUAACCAUGAUCUUUGACAUGCAACAGACAGGCCUGGCUCAAAUGGUUAGAUUAGCAAUAUAAUGUUACAUGUAUGUUAUGUUAACUUACUCUUUCCAGGAAACUGCACAAUUGGGUAGCUUAUGGAAAGGGUUUUUUUGUUUUGCAGGACAUGGAAUUUGUAAAAUUUAUUAUUAGUUGUUUCAGGGAUUAUUUCCCAAGGACUUUAGGUGAGGAUCAUGUCUUGUCUUUUCCCCACGAAUUUCAAUUAUGUUAAUGUAUUUUCUUUGUUUUUGAACAUGUGACUAAGCUGUAGUUAGUCAGUCACAAAAUUUUGACCCUAAGCAUCGAUGUUUUCGCGUGGAUUUUAUUUUCCCUUUUGUAGUUUGAUAGUUCAGUUUGAUGCCGUUGCAUAAACAAGUUUUUUCAAGUAUUGAGUAUUGUCGAUGUAUUUGUAUUUGCUAGCGAAGGAACGGUGAAAGGAAACAGUGGAUUAAACAAGAUUUAAUGACGCAAGGACUAGAAAUUUGUACCGAGUGUGUGACCUUCUUGCGAAAUACAUCACAAAUCAAGAAAUUUAGUAUUUGUUCUUCUUUGCAUAGUGUUGUGUCAGAUCUAGCUCAUGGUGUGCUCCAUUAUUAAAAGCAAUGUCUACUAGAUGCAAAUUUCAAAAGGUGUUAAUUCAAAUUAUGUUAAGUAAAACCAACAACAUUCUUUUUCCUUCAUCCUUAGCCUUGUUAUUAGUUAUUGAAUUACCAUGGAUUUUAUCAGGUAUGGCUUGUGAAUUUAUACUGCAACGCUUUUCUCAGUGUAUUUUGUUGUAUUCAUUCCAUUUCAUUCAAUUGUUCUAUUUCAGUUUAUUCCAUUCCAUUCUCUUCUGUUCUAUUCUAUUCCAUUCUAUUUUAUCCCAUUCCAUCAUAUUCUUUUUUUAUUCUCUUCCAUUCAAUUUCUUCCAUUCUAGACCAUGUUAUUUUCUUUUUUCUUUUCAUUUAGGUUACUAAGAUUAAUGCUAUGUUAUUUGACUCAUUUUUGUUCUCUAAUCACUUUGCAAACUGUGAAUAUAAUUCAUUAGGUGAAGCGUGCAGCCUAGCUUAUAGAACAAGUAGUCUUGAUGAACAAAAUAUUCCUGUUUUACUGUUUAAAAUGAAGAGUGUUUCCUUCACAGUUGGUAAAGUGUUUUUUUGUGUUUUUUUAAUUUUUUUCAUCAAUAACAGCUGCUUGGAAAAUUAUCAAGUCAUGGUUGAGCCCUGAAGCUGUGAAUAAAAUCAGGUAUGAGCUAACAAUUAAACUUCACCUGAAUCCAUUGAGGUUGGUCAGAUAUCAACUUUCUACAAUUUUAGCUUUCAGACUGGUUUGUCAUCUCCCAGCAAACCCCAUUUCACUCCCCUACAGCAUCUCUCCAUUUCAUGCCCUUGCUACUUGUCCUUAUUCUGUUCCACUUUAACAUGUCCCUAUCUUAUACCCCUGCAGAAUGUCCCUAUUUCAUGUCCCUGCAACAUGUCCCCAUUUCACGUCCUUGCAACAUGUCAUCAUUUCACAUCCCUGUGACAUGUCCUCAUUUUCGUCCCUGCAACAUGUUCCUAUUUGAAUUCAUAUCCUUGCAACAUGGUUCCAUUUCUUACCUCUGCAGCAUGUUCCCAUUUUAUGUCCAUGCUACUUGUCCUUAUUCUGUGCCCCUGCAACAUGCCCCUAUCCCAUGACCCUAGGGCAUGUCCCCAUUUCAUGUCCCUACAACAUCGUUAUUUCACAUCCCUGUAAGAUUUCCUCAUUUUAUCUCCCUGCAACAUUCCCCAUUUCACAUCCUUGCAACGUGUCAUUAUUCCACGUCCCUGAGACAUUUCCUUAUUUUACGUCCCUGCAACAUGUCCCUAUUUCACAUCCUUGCAACUUGGUUCCGUUUCAUUUCCCCUGCAGCAUGUCCCUACUUCAUGUCCUCACUACUUAUCUCAUACCCCUAGAGCAUGUCCUUAUUUCUCAUCCCUGAGACAUCCUUAUUUCACGUCACCUGGCGACAUGUCCUUAUUUCACAUCCUUGUGACAUGUCCUUAUUUUACACCCCUGCAAUGUGUCCCUGUUUCACAUCCUUGCAACAGGUCUCCAUUUUAUGCCCUUGCAACAUGUACCCAUUUCAUGCCCCAGCCCUCAGGGUUGGUGCUAUUGUCCUUUCUUUUCUUGCUGGCUCAGUGAAUUUUAUUAUGAUAAUGACGACAAUAAUUGAAUGUGGACAAUUUAAUAGCAACAGUCUGAGAAAAAACCCCAAGUCAUUUCAACAAGUGAUUCUUUUAUUUAAUUUUGUAACAAUGUAGGUUUUUAAGCAAAGCGGAACUAAAAGAACUUGUAGAUGAAGAUAAACUUCUCACCAGAUUAGGUGGAACUGUGAGUACCAGCAUUUUAGUGAUUCAGCAAAUAAAACUGCAUAGUUUACGUUUUUUUAGUUUCUACCAUCAAUGAGAAGUAAAAUUAUAAUCAAUCUGGACUUAGCUCAUUUGUCAAAAUAACCUCGAGUUCUUAUUUUGUUCUUUUUUUGUUCUUUCAUUGAAGCCCAUAAAAACAAAAUGCGAAGACCAGUGUCCAUCCAUUUUGACCGAAAAUUAUGGAUGUAAUAUUUUCUCUAUCUUGCACGCUCAAAGAAAAAGCCAUCGCAGGUAUCCGCGUUUGAAAAUGAAGGAAGAAAGGGGGAAUUUGGGUGCAUGGAAAUGCAAAGAGUGCCUGGCUGCCCUGCAGGUUUGCUGGGUUAGCCACAAAACUUGCCAAGUGUGAUCCUGUUAUUUUAGCAACAGUCUCUACCCUAUUGGCUCACUGCCAGCAUUAGUGUUGUGUUUCUACUUCCCGACCGUUUAAUUAGCCAUGUGUUUUUAAUUAAAAAUAAUAGAUGUACCAAAGUGAAAGACAUGCAAAAUACUGUUGAACUUUGUUGUACUGAAACUGAAAUGUGAUUUGUAGGAUCCCUAUCAGUAUUCUUAUCCUCCCACCAAAGAAUCUCUUGGAAUUGGAGAUCCAGACAAGUAAGCUCAUACUUAAGUAAUUUAACUGUUACAUUGCUACCUUGCAAGCGGCCCCUCUUUAGCUUUUGUCUUCUUGAGUGAGGAGGAGAAAGGGAUGCUCUGCCCGAACCGCGUCAAGCGUUUGACGUCGCCAAAUCCCGAACUUCUUGACAAGUCAAUCUUGUUUUCACUUGUCAAACUGGUUUUCCGAGUUCGAUCAUCGGGUUAUUGAACUAAACCCGCUGUACCAAGCGAACGGCUAUAUUAGGCCUGGGUUUCAGAACUGUAUCCCAGCAACACACAGCACAGUGGAUGCUCAACAAAGAUCUUACUCGAUUCAUUUACAGUCUUUCUCGAGAACGCCAAAAUCGAGCCAUAAAAGAAAGACUCUGCUAGCAUUGCGCUACUUUGCAGGACUAACCUUUCGGAGAAGGCUUUGUUAAUGACAUGUUUCACUUCUUUUUAACAGUAUAGAGGAGGCUGAAAUUACAAACGGGCCUUUGAACCAAAGUGUGGACUUGGAUGAUGAUAGCAGUGAGGAGUUUUCCAAUCAGAUUGCAUCGCAGUCUGAAUCGCAAUCCGAGCGUGAAGAAGCCCCUGUUCCUUCAUCUAAAACGGUGAGAAUCAGUUCAAUUUUGACUUGACACUGGUUACAUCUCCCUAUAUUGCGAGAUCACUUUAUUGUCGUCAUAUUUACAUAAUAAAGAGAUUAAGAUUAACCUUAACCGCAAACGGCAAACGUCAGAGUAAAGAUGAGAAUUUCUCAGAAUAGAAAGUAAGCCGGUAGAAACAGCCCCGAACGAUUCCUAUGGUUAAAACUGGGAUAAAACAACUUAUUUUUGUGUAGAAGCAGUAAAGAGGAAAACUUGGUCACGUGGUACAAAUAUUCGCGUCCCCUGCCGUUUGGCGUAAACUUGAAUCUUUUAAAAUCUCUCUAAUAUCGCCAAAAGUCGGCAAAUUUGCGUUCCCUGAGUUUGAGCGCUUUUGUGAAAUUUCGCUUCUGUUUGUUGUGUAAUCGUUUAAGUUAAAAUUCAUUUACCAGCCUGUGUUAGCAAAUUUGUAUGUUACACUGUCUGGACGUUUUAACUACUUACUGCUCUCCAAACUCCCUUAGCUACAGAAUUAAGACUGACUUUAUUGUGAUUGGCUGUUUCAACCUCUUUUUUUCUGUUUUACAGCUAUCGAGCCGGAAGGACAGUUAAUUACCGAAAGUCUUGUUGAUUCGUUUCAGGUUACGUUUGAAGAUGCAAAUUCUACAGCAAACUACGGCGUUGAAAACUCGCUUCCUUCAACAAAUAUAAGACAGGUAGCCGUUGCCUACCUCACGUAGUCUCAAUUGUGUUUAACAGUGUUUUUGCUUAAGUUAUCUUGAUAUUAGUAAUUCAGAGGUCGAUCUUGUCGAAAAUUUUCAGGUACAGGUUUUGAAAUUCUGUCAAUUUUUACUGAACUCCUGCUUACGCAUGAUUUAAUUCAUGUUCCUUUAGUAAUUCUUUCGCUUUCCAGCUGAAGCUUGCCGUUCGGACUCUUUCACUUGUCAAAAACGCACGCGACUCUGUUAGCGUUUCAAUCUAAGCUUUCACUUAGGACAGACUCUUUUGUUUUUCCGUUGUUCGUAAUUAUGAUUCUUCCAGAAUCAAACUGACGUUUUGAAAUCUGUUUCUGUUGUAUUUUUUCGUAGAGGGAAACCGCGUCUAAGCCAACGUUACGAGCCGUUCAAUCGCGGUCAUCCCAAAGACGUGCUCCCCCUGAUGGGUUUGUGAACACAUCUAAAUUGCUUCUAAUUACGUAAGUAUGUUAUAUUUCGUGCCCUAGUGUAUGUAGUAAAUACAGUCGUACCUCCCGUAAGCGACCAUCCAAAAUGCAAGAAUUUAGCAGUCGGUUACGAGAGUAGUCGUCGAACCAGAAGGGAUCUACUUUUUAUUUAUUGCACGCAAUUUCAAAGUUUUACUACGUUUACGUAUUACGUGUAGUUCCAUGUAGUUACUGAAAACUCUUCGUAUACUCUAAAUGGCAUAGCAAAGGCACAAACUGCAAAGAGACAACGUCUGAUGCGUCAAUUGGUCGCUUGCGAGAGGUCUAAAAGAAUGGAAAACUGCAUGCAAAACUGUCAGGCUUAAAAGUGGGUCGCGGUCGCUUUUGAGAGGUGUUUCUCUACGAGAAGUUCUAUUAACAUGGCUGCUUUGGUUUGAUUGCAGACCUCCUGAGGAGUUAGUAUUUAUUGGAACGACUUCAACUGGGGAAAUCCUCCAAUCUUUGUCCCUUGCCAAUAACACUGUAUCAUCCGUCGCGUUUAAGGUUUGUUUCUCUUUCGACUCUGUUUGAAAAACUACGAUGAAGAACAUACAGUGAGUCACUGGGUAGAAUAGGAGACGGGUAAAGAGUUUAGACGACUAACUUUUCAGAUUAUCACCUUUCUUCGUCACUCGCAUUUAUUCAGGUCAAGACCACCUCUCCAGAGAGCUAUCGCGUACGCCCCAGCUCUGGCGUCAUCCCCGCCAGCUCAUCCGCUGAAGUCAGCGUCUUUUUGCAACCAGGUAAGAAAACAUUAAAACUUCAAGCUGAAAAAUAUCACUCAAAAACUCUUUCGGUGAUGGUUUCUAGUUCACCACCACGCUGAACGCUAUCAGUAUUACUGAUCCUGACAGUAUGCAGGACGCCUGCCACAUAACGUGUUGCGAAUGCUCAACUUCUCGCCUCUCUUCUCCGCAGAGGCUCCCACUGUGUAUUCCAUUAAAGAUAGUGAAAAUCUAAAAAGCUGGACGGUGGGAAGAGAGAAAAGGAGGGAGCUUCUGUUCCUCUAUUCCCCUUCCCAUCAUCCUCCUCGCGCUUUCUUUUUCUCUCUCCCCAGCCUCCCUACGACACAAAGAGGCCUCUGCGGGGGAGACUAGGUGAGAGAGCCUUCUCUCCGUACCUCAGUGGUAACAGAGCCUGUUUAGUGUCUGAGAAGUCAUAGGCUCAUUUCUUGUCGGUGUCGUUGCUUGUCAAGUAUUUCCUCUCUCUCAUUUAUUUGGUGUUUUUUACGUACGACAGGUCACGCUGCAAGUGUUAUUAGAGAUAAAUUCUUGGUUAUGUCGACCGAGUUGCAGGAAGAAAAAUCCCCAAGUGAACUUGCCGCACUUUGGAGGACGAUACCUAAGGCGAAUAUUGUGGAACACCGGUGAGUCAAUUUAGGAAUUGUAAAAAUAUGCAAUGGAGGCUAGGAAAAAGGACUUCGUCAAGAAAUUAUUAAUCUCCAAAGUUAGCCUGAGCGUCAGGCGUUUCUGGGGGAAAAAAAGGAAAGAUGGGAGCUAAAAAUCUCCUGUCCCCUAGCCCCUUAGGAUUAGGCCUGAUACUCAGGCUAUCCAAAUUUGAAAAACAAACAACCAGGUCGAAGCCUUGGCAAAUGCACUAAAAAACAUGACAGAAGUAGCGUUACAGCUUGAGCAGAAAAAGAGGAAAAAGUAGCCGCUGUUGUAAUUAGGGACACCUUAAACUAAACACGACCGCUAAAAGAAUGUAUUCGAUGAUAGGUGACUAGUUGGCUAUGUAUGAUAGCUUCAUAUUUAAAUGAACUCUCUUGUUUUAUUUCAGACUUCAGUGCCGUUUCGUUGCAUCGAAUUCCCAGUUACAGUAUUCCGAUAUUGUGGACGGUAAACCUGUAACCCUUAGUAUGGCCAUCGAUAGCAUUGAAUCGCUACAAAGACAACUUAAUGACGUUGAGAGGAAGGUGUGUACAUUAACAAUCAAGCAUUUUAUUCUUCAAUUCGCGAGGGACUGGGUCGGUGUUUAUCAAAUUGCACUAUGGGAUUGUUUUGGGGCGCUAGCGCUUCUUUAAUUGGCUGUCUCGAAAAAUAUUAUCAAAAACAGUCACAAAGGGCAAUUCAAUACAACAAGGCCGACCCAGUCCUCCACGUAACCUCAAACUGGCUAAUAAAAACUCUGCAGCUUAACCUCGUUUCCAGGGGGCGGGAAAAAGAGGAUCAGGGGAAGCUGAAUGGUCAGGAAUGUGGUAAACUGACCAUCUUUGAAGAGGUUUCAAAAUUGACGGCCGUCAUAGUUAUAAAAUACGGUUUCAAGUUAUCUCGAAAGUUGAUCUGUGAGUCGAUACUUUUCGCCCCGUGAGUAAGUGUACAGUUGUCAGCAAUAUCGUCAGCUACUGCUUAUAAGCCCUGGGCCUGUACAUCAUCAUAAGGGGUUUUAGGGGCUUAUAAACGGAGGGACUUAUAUCCGAGGGGGUUUGUACAUCUUCGUGAAGGGUUUAUAGGGGGGCUUAUAAAAGGAGGGGAUUAUAUCCGAGGGGGCUUAUAAACGGAAGGGCUUAUAUCCUAGAGGGCUUUUAAACGGAGGGACGUAUAUCCAAGGGAGCUUUUACAUCUUCGUAAGGGGUUUUAGGGGGGCUUAUAAACGGAGGGGAUUAUAUCCGAGGGGGCUUAUAAACGGCGGGACUUAUAUCCAAGGGGGCUUUUAAACGGAGGGACUUAUAUCCAAGGGGGCUUUUAAACGGAGGGACUUGUAUCCGAGGGGGCCUGUACAUCUUCGUAAGGGGUUUUAGGGGUGGCUAAUACCCAAUGGAGCCUGUAACCGGAGUAAGAAAAGCGCUUCGAAUCAAGCUAUAGCAGUGCUGAUCAAAAUACGUUCUUUAUUUCUGACUGGUUUUUAAUACUGAGCUUCAAAACGUCAGAGCAACUCGAAUGUACUGUAAGGUCCUUUAAUACAAGCUAGAGCCAAGAGGGGGGCUUAUAAUCGGGUGUACUUUUUGUUUACUGGUACAUUGGCCUACACCUGGGGGCGGGGGGGUGGUGGUAUAAGCGGUAUUAAAUUGACGGUAUACGUCUUCUUCGUUACGUUAUUUCGCUCCCGCCUUCGGUCUUUACGUAUUGUUAGUGCUAUUUUAAGGAUGCAUUUUCUCUCUUGCAGCUUGACGCAACCAGCAAGAAAAUUUCACACAUAGAGGAAGGCCUUCACGUGUUUAUCAAAGUUCAGCUGGGACUGUUUUCAGCCAUGAUAGUAUUAUUCGCUAUUGUGAUGUACUUUGCCACGUACUUAAUGUAG
Molecule: messenger RNA, 10161 nt
Organism: Porites lobata
Lineage: Eukaryota; Metazoa; Cnidaria; Anthozoa; Scleractinia; Poritidae
Source: the annotation of a GenBank genome assembly